AUGGUAGAUGCUUGGGGCGAAGAUGGCCACAAGACUGUUGGUGAAAUUGCUCAAAAUGUUUUGAAACCGAGCGUAGCUCUGAAAGUUGCAAAGUUGUUUCAAGAUCCGUCUUUUGGUGGAAAAUUAGCUCCUGCCAGUAUUUGGGCCGACACUGUUAGAAAACAAAAAGGAUCUCCAUUUGCUUUUUGGAGUGCUCCUUUACAUUUCAUGGAUACUCACGAUGACCCUGGCAAAGAAUGUUCUGUCAAUGAGGCUACUGAUUGUGCUGAUGGUGUUUGUGUGGUCGGUGCAAUUGCCAAUUAUACAACUCAAUUGGAUUGCGAAAACGGCAAUGACAUCAAUACUAGAGAUAUUGCUCUUAGAUUUUUAACACAUUUCUUUGGUGAUAUUACACAACCACUUCAUGUUUGUGGACGUGCAAAAGGUGGAAAUGGUGUUGACGUGAAAUUUGAUGGUCGUAAUUCAAAUCUUCACUCCAUCUGGGAUACAGCUAUGGUUGAAAAAAGAUUAAAAGACUUUAACAAUAGUUUUAAAACAUACGCAAAUCACUUAACCAAUGAAAUUAUUAAUGGUACUUUUGCAAACGAGUCAAAAACUUGGAUUUCAUGUGAAGAGACACCACAACGAAGGGAUAUUAGUUUCAUAAAGCGUGCCAAAGCCACUACAAGAUGUCCACUUAGUUGGGCAGUUGACACCAAUGGAAUUAACUGUCCUUUGGUUUGGGCAGCUAUUGAUGACAAUUCAGCAUUAGAUUUAGGUGGAAAAUAUUAUAAUGAUGCAGUACCAUUUAUUGAUAGACAACUCGCCAAAGGUGGUUUUAGACUCGGAACAUUCUUAAAUAUUAUGUUAAGUAAACCUUGUGAAAAGAAUUAA
Entrophospora sp. SA101 is the source of this 873-nucleotide messenger RNA. Lineage: Eukaryota; Fungi; Glomeromycota; Glomeromycetes; Entrophosporales; Entrophosporaceae. The record is from the annotation of a GenBank genome assembly.